GGACAGCUCAGUGGGAAUCUCCCUCAUUUCACAGUCAGUACACGAAGACACCAUCAACUUAGGUGACAUCGGUGUUGACGACAUAUUGUCUCUCCACACAGGAAAGAUACAGUAUGGCAGCACCCACGCCUGGUGGUCCUCUUACUACCCAUGUACUAAAUACUGCAGAUGGGGUUCCUGGAGCCCACAUAGACCUCAGUGUGCAUCGCUUGGACCCUAAGCUGGUCCUCUGGAACCUGAUAACUCUAGGAAGCACAGAUGAGCACGGCCGUUGUUCAGGGCUAAUCACCAAAGAGGCUUUCACUGCAGGGAUGUAUAAGAUACGCUUUGAGACUGGGCAGUACUGGGAAAAUUUGGGUCAAACAAGCUUUUACCCUUAUGUUGAGAUUGUUUUCACCAUAACGGACCUUGACCAGACAUUUCAUCUGCCUCUGCUUCUCAGCAGAUACGCAUAUACCACCUAUAGGGGGAGGUAGUGAAGUACAAAUGUCUGAAUACAGACCUUCAGCAAUAAACUGAAUCACUUGUAGUUCA
This is a messenger RNA of Electrophorus electricus (electric eel), 534 nucleotides long. RefSeq names its product urate (5-hydroxyiso-) hydrolase b (gene urahb). Gene Ontology annotation, biological process: purine nucleobase metabolic process. NCBI's taxonomy places the organism in Eukaryota, Metazoa, Chordata, Actinopteri, Gymnotiformes, Gymnotidae. The record is from RefSeq and is a predicted model, not a curated record. Gene Ontology annotation, molecular function: hydroxyisourate hydrolase activity.